This is a messenger RNA of Caenorhabditis angaria, 2271 nucleotides long. The record is from the annotation of a GenBank genome assembly. NCBI's taxonomy places the organism in Eukaryota, Metazoa, Nematoda, Chromadorea, Rhabditida, Rhabditidae.
AUGGAAGGAUUUAGUGAUUAUAAUAAUAAUUGGUUAGAUAAAGAGAAUCAUUAUAUUAAUUAUACACAAUAUCAAAAAUUACAACUAAUUAGUAAGAUGAAAAAUGAAACAUCUCCUGGAUAUGUUGUUGAAUCGGAUAAUCAAGAAUUUAUGGAUGAAAUGAUUGAAAGAUAUAAUCAUACUCAUGCAUUUAUAACAUCUGCAUAUUACUAUUAUAAUUCAAAAUCGUGAGUUUUAAUAAAAGAAAGAAGCCGUUUUUUUCAAUCAAAAGUGUUUUUAAAACCAAAGUUCCGAAUAUUUUUCAUUUUUUUGGAACAUAAAAAUUCUAAAUUUUAACAACUCUCAAAAAAAACUAGAAGCGGGUUUCACAAAAGUGCAAGCAUAUUUUUCUAGACUUGGCGAAAAUGCUCUGGCAAUGGUUGUUGUAAUGAAUCAAUGGACAACUGAAAAUAUUGAAAAACACACAAUUAAAAUUGAAAGUACAGGUUAUGACGGAGAAGUUCUACAAUCAAAUGCAACUAUCAAAAAGUUAGUUUUUUUUUUCAAAAAUAAAUCAUUAACAUUUUAAAUUUCAGAGAAUCCACAGAAACUUCGUGCGCUUAUGUUAUGACACUUGUUCAAGCAACAACUGUACAUGAUCCAGAGAAAAUUGAGAUUGUUUCAAGUGGAACAAGGGUUGCAGUGAGUUCACGGAGAACUACUCUUUGUCAGCUCAAAGAAAUAAUAUAAAUAAUCUCCAGAUUCCUUUUCGUAAACCUCGAACAUGGUCUCAUUCUCCUGUUAUAAUGUGUAUUGCUCCACAAUUUGCUGUCGAAAAAUGGCAACUUUUUUUGAUGAAUUUGCAUGUUAUUCGAAGAUAUGGUGGACAUAUGCAUUUAUAUAUAACGAGUAUGGUUACUCAACUUUUUGAUGUUUUACAACUCUAUGAAAAAUGGGUUAGUUGGAAGAAAACAUAAUUGAUGGGACCAGAACAGACAAAUAUAUUGUAAUUAUCAAUGAAAACCCAUUUCAACUCAGAUAUGAAUAGAAUAAUAAUCAAUUUUUCAAGAAAAAAAAACAAAAGAGAAUCUGAAACCUCGUAUCUGAAUUUAUAACAUCUAUCAACUAUUAUUAUUAUUACUUUACAGGGAUCUGUGACUCUUGAUUAUUGGGUUCGAAUGAAAUUCAAUGAAACAUUUACACCAUACAAAGAGCCAAAUCGAAAUGUUGAAUGGAGAAAUCAAGCUGGAGCACAAACUGAUUGUUUACUUCAAUAUAAAGAAGUUGCUGAUUUCAUUGCAUUUUUUGAUAUUGAUGAUAUUCUAAUCCCGAGAUAUUCUCAUAAUUAUCACCAAGAAUUCUCAAGUCAUUUCUCUGCUUUUCCAAAUUAUCACACAAUUUUUUAUUGGAAACGAGAUGUUAUUGUUAACAAAAUUGAAUCAGCCACUGAUUUGACGUUUGCAAAGAUUUUCAGUACAAUGAAAGUUACGAAACAAAAUGAUUAUGGAAAAUCGAUAAUUAAUCCAUUGAAAGUGAAUUCAACAUGGAUUCAUCAUUCAAUGCAACUUCCUAAAAAUUUGAUUUAUCGAGUGCCGAAUACGGAAUUGAUUCAUAUCAAAAAAAUUGUCGAGGUCGGUUUUUUUCCAAAAAAAAAAUAGAAACAAGACCAAAAUUUUGCCGAAUAACUGGAAUAUGAUUUUCUAGAUAGAAAAAUAAUUAGAUUCUAUCUGGAAAAACUCUCAAAACUACAGUAACCUCUAAUUUUCUAUGCAAUUCAAAUAUUUUGCAGCCUAAUCCGAAAGAUAAAUCAACAGGGAUUCCAAAAAUGUUCGGAACAAAAUAUGAUCCAAUAAUAACUGAAAUCGAACAAAAAUCUCUGGAUUUCGAUCUAGAACAGUGAGUUCUCUCCUCUUUUAUCUUCUAUUUCAACCACAUCUAUAUUUUAGGACAUAUGCUGAUUCAAAACUUCGUGACGCAGUUAGUCUAUUAGUCGAUCAUGAUUAUUAUUCUCAAGUUGUUUUUCAAUGUUAUAAUUCAUCAUUUUAUCAUCCAUAUUUUGUCGAAAGAAAACCUUUAGAAUCUUUGUGUCCAAAUGCAGAUGAUUGUAUUGUAAGUUUGAUUUUUUCGUCAGAAAACUUUGAAUUUUUUUCAAAUUUGCAGCUUCCUCAACGAGACGAUAUUUCUUGCAUUCAUUCCGAUGCAAAAUACAUUUCUGGUCCAGAAAUGUUUCCAAUAACUUUUCAUUACGCGGUAAAUCCAUUCUGGUCAGACGAAAUCGGGUGUUAUCAAUAA